Molecule: messenger RNA, 1620 nt
Organism: Cuscuta epithymum
Lineage: Eukaryota; Viridiplantae; Streptophyta; Magnoliopsida; Solanales; Convolvulaceae
Source: the annotation of a GenBank genome assembly
UCUUACCGCAAACACCUUGCCCAAGGGCGAUGGGAGUUGUUUUUUAUUAGCCACUGGGCAGCCAAAUCUGAUUAUUACUGACUUUGACUUUUACACGCCGGAGUUUUAUGGCCGGGCUUUUGAGAGUGGCUGUGAUCGGGGCCGGCGUGGCGGGGCUGGCGGCUGCGCGCGAACUGAAAAGAGAGGGCCACCGGGUCGUGGUCUACGAAAAGUCCGGCCAACUGGGAGGAAUAUGGGUUUUCAAUCCUGAAGUCGAGUCCGACCCAUUGGGCCUUGACCCAAACAGAAAAUUAGUCCACAGUAGCAUCUACGGAUCUCUGCACACCAAUCUGCCCAGACACUUGAUGGGCUUUUCCGAUUACCCAUUCACCGUGACGGAGAACGGGAAGCUUUCCAACUUUCCCGGCCACCGGGAGGUCCUUCAGUUCCUCGCCGAGUUCGCCGCCGAGUUUGAAUUCACCGCGCUGGUCCGGUUCAAUACCGAGGUAAUCCGAGUUGAGCGGAUCGGCGGUGGUUCUGAUGAUCAGUGGGCCGUUGACUCGAGAACGCAGGAGUUGACUUCGGAGGUAGAGGUGUUUGAUGCUGUUGUAGUUUGUACGGGACAUUAUACGCAACCCAAAUUAGCAGAACUUCCCGGCAUCGAAAAAUGGCAUGGGAAACAAAUUCAUAGCCACAAUUACAGAGAUCCGGAGCCAUACAGGAAUCUUGUUGUGGUUGUGAUAGGAAAUUCUGCAAGUGCUUAUGAUAUCUCCAAUGACAUAGCCACAGUAGCAAAAGAAGUUCAUCUAUCAUCAAGAUCAAAUGAUGCUAAAGUUUCCAGAUCUGAUGGUUCUCAAAACGUGUGGCACCAUUCAAAGGUUGACCAUGUUAAGGAAAAUGAAGUAGUUUUUGAAGAUGGAGGUUCAAUUUAUGCAGAUAUUAUUCUUCAUUGUACGGGGUUUAAAUACGCAUUUCCUUUCCUGAAAACGAAUGGGAUUGUAAAUAUUGACGACAACCGCGUCGGACCGCUGUACAAGCAUGUCUUCCCGCCGGAGCUUGCCCCGAGGCUCUCCUUCAUAGGAAUACCUUUUUGGGUUAUUGUAUUUGGUAUGAUGGAAUUACAAGCUAAAUGGGUAACACAAGUUCUAAGUGGGAAUGCCCUUCUUCCUUGUAAGGAGGAGAUGCUGGCUGAUGUAGAAGCACAUUAUAAGCAAAUGGAGGAAAAUGGAAUUCCCAAGCACAAGACUCAUUCUCUUAUUAAUAUGGAGAUGGAGUACCUGGACUUCCUCGCUAGAGAAGCUGGAGUGCCACCAGUUGAUGGGGAGUUGAAAGAGAUUUUUCACAACCUUUUUAAGUUUGCAUAUAAAUUUGGACUAAAUGCAGCAGCAAAAGAUCUCUGGGAUGUGAGUUGGAGACCAGAAGAAUAGCACCAUCUCUAUAUUAUUACUUGGACAUUAGUUGUGUUCAAAGACUUGCAUUCAUAAACUAUUGUGUUUUUCGUACGUAGUAUAAUAUUACUUCGAUAACAAAUAAUUUAAUAAAAACAAUGCUAAAGGUUUUGACCGGACAUUGAUGUAAGAAAAUAAGGAUUGGUAUUUUAGAAAAUUGCUGUCUUGAUUUUUACGAUGUGUCAAAUGAGAC